UCUCCUCACUUGCAUCCCCACUUAUGAAACAGUGCUUCAGUGUACAGAUGGACACCACAGCUUCUUUUAUCCUUCUUUUGGACCAAUCUUUUUCCUUCUGACUUUUCUCCACCUCUAUCAUCUAGUUGGCUCUCUCAGUCUGUUCCAUAUCCCCCCUCGCUCUCUCUUUCUCUCUGUUGUUGUUAGUACUCCCCCGUCGCCCCACUUUAACUCAGCAUGGUGAACAGAUAACUGCUUAGCUGUUAAACAUGGGCUCCUGCCUCUGCAAAGGUCACCAAGAGCUUCAAGGUGGCCAGCAACACCCCAUGGAAGAGCUUCACUCUUACACUGAGGGACAGCCCAUUUUUAAGGAUAACCAUCAGUCCUAUAACGGGGCUAUGUCAGAUAAAAGGAGCAGCAGUGGGUAUGACAUUGGAGAACUAGCCACAUCUUCCCUGCUGGGACUGCUGGCAACCAUUAAGGACCACAUCACUAAGCCCACUGCGAUGGCUCAGGGCCGGGUCGCCCAUCUGAUUGAGUGGAAGAGUUGGGGAGGGGAGGCAUCUGGAGGAGGAUGGUGUGGCUGGAGCAGAGAUGGAGGGGGCAGGGGAGGUGUCGGAGCGGCACUGCAGGAGGACGAACAGCUCUACUCUCAUCUAACUGAUGAAAUCAAGGAAGCUCGAUUUGCUGCAGGCGUGGCAGAACAGUUUGCCCUGGCUGAAGCAGCGAUGAAUGCCUGGUCCACAGAGGACGUUGAAAGUCAAUUGACAACCAGCACAAUCCCAUUACAAGACCCCGAGGGCCUCUAUCUUUCUCAGUUCCUGUUGGAUGGAGGGAGUCUGGGUGUUCCUCAGCACUUAUACAGGAUGCAUAUGGAAGCUUAUGAUGAAACCAGCUCAUUGGCUCCUUCUCAGCCCCCAAAGUCUCAUUCCCCCAGUCGUUCCUAUUCUCCGAUGGACACACAACGUCCUAUACCACAGCACAGAAUCUCCCCGUCGGAAGGAAGCGUGCGACAUGCGGACAGUAUUUCUCUAUCUGAGGAUGAGGUGUUUUAUAACUGACCGCUGGUGAUGGGAAGGGUCAGCAUAUUGUCUAUUGUUUGUGUUUGGCGAUGCGAGAGAGAGACUGUAUGAAGUUACGCGCAACGAGGUUAUCGCUUUACCGUUAAACUACGUAAUAGCUGCCGUCGAGCGUCUUCAAACAAUGAAUGCAGGGAUCGAUGUACACAAGAUCAUGCUAAUUCCAUAUCACAUGACCUUUUCCCAGAUGAAACCCUCUCUGUUUCCAGUAAUGAUGAUUGGAUUUUAAGUAACAGGGUCACGCUAUUAACACAACUUGACAUUUACAGCACCCGUUCAGCACUGCUAGACCAUCAAAAAGAAGAGGAUCCCUAUUAGUGCUAUAGACUGAGGAUGAGAGAGACAAAAUUUACAGGCUUUCAUCUCCCAGAUAGAGCACAGACAUUUCUGCUAGUGUAUUUCUCCCAAGAGCAACUCAAUGAGGCUACAGGGUGAAUAGAAAUCUUUUGUAAGGACUUGGGAAGAUGGAAACGAUUUAUGCCUUUGAGUACAGCUGCAGUUAUUUCUUGGGACUGUGGGAUUUGAAAGAUUUUGCUGAAUGUUAUUAUAGAGACUUUGAGUGUAAAAUAUGUAACAAAUGUAUCAAAUGACCGGAUACACAGCUGCGGAAAAAAAUACAGUUCUAGAUGUAUUGUUGUCAUUCCAAUGUCUGAUGAAUUUCAACAAAAUCAAACCUCACGAGUGACAAAGUCAUCCAAAAGCAAUGUGAAAGACUGACAGCAUGACAAGACACAUGAAAACUGUGAGACAAAUCGAGGUUAUCACAUAUAAAAAUCGUUUUUUUACUUUUUCUAAAUACAUGUACAAAUAUUACUGUUGUAUUGCUUAAAAGUGAAGUGAAUAUGAACUUGUUUUCUUUGCUGUAUUUGAGGUCUAAAAAAAUACACAGCAUCUUUUCUGUUGUUUUGACCUGUUUCUCCACCUUUCAUUUUCUGCAAAUAAAUGCAAAUAGAAACAAUAUUUUUAUUUGAAAUUUGGGAGAAAUAUUUUUAGUAGUUCACAGAAUGAAACAAAAAUGAUAAUUUUACCUAAACAUACAGGCUACCUAGUAAACUCAGAAAAACUUGAAAUAAUUUUGAAAUGGUCUCUUAAUUUUUUUCGCAGCUGUAUAUUUGCUGAAGUGUGUAAUUUCAGUGCUACCAGUGUCACCAAAUAAAAAAACAAGGUUCCCGGACAAUGCCCUUGGUUGUAAAACAAUGGCCCGGCCUCAAACUAAUGUCGUUGGUUGAGCUGGUUGGAAAGCUCAUAGCCACAGUGUUUACACUUUUCAGCAAAAUCAACCUUCAAAAGGCAUACUUCUGUUUUUGUCUAAUCGAAGAAAGUAUUUUAACAUAAAAAAUGACACACUUCAGCUUUUAAAGGGGUGUGGUCACACUUGACACAGAUGUACACACUAUGUAGAAGUGAAACAAAAGUGUUACCUCAGCUGCCUUUGAGUAACUUGCCUUCAUGUUGUGGUAAUGAAUGUGUCAACCUGUCAUAUUUGUGAAAAGUCCUUUGUACGUGUAAAUUAUGAUUUCAU
Triplophysa rosa is the source of this 2580-nucleotide messenger RNA. It is a transcript of the gene fam131c, whose product is annotated as family with sequence similarity 131 member C. The record is from RefSeq and is a predicted model, not a curated record. The coding region runs from base 249 to 1040 and encodes 263 amino acids. The transcript is spliced from 6 exons. NCBI's taxonomy places the organism in Eukaryota, Metazoa, Chordata, Actinopteri, Cypriniformes, Nemacheilidae.